AUGUUGCUUUUCCAGCCCUUGUUAGCGAUCACAAUAUCUGUGAUCGGCUGCCUUGCCGCUGAUCAAGAUAUUCUUACCAUUUUGAGGCAGCAAAAUGGCAUCUCGACAUUUACUGGAUUCCUGGAGCAAUUGCCAGAUGUAGUGGAAAUCUUGAACGGAGGUAUAUUUAGUGUCCUGAUUCCGAACGACGAUGCUUUCAGCGCUCUUGACAAGGAUUUCCCGGAGGAUGACGAAGAACUCCUGGCUCUGAUACAAUACCAUAUCGCAAACGGGACACAUCCCUCGGCAACAUUCGGCCUUGAACCACUAUUUGUGCCCACCCUCCUGUCGAAUUCGAACUACACCAAUGUAACUGGUGGGCAAGUGGUUGAGAUGGCCAAGUUCAAUGAUACCCCUACCAUACUUACCGGAAUCAAGGCUGAAUCGCGGGUCGUCGAGGCUGAUAUCUUUUUCAUUGGCGGGCUUAUCCAUAUCGUGGAUUCCGUCUUUACGAUUCCGAUAUCCCUCCCCGCGACAAUCACGAAAGCAGGACUGAACAACCUGGUAGCACUGCUCAACAAGGGUGGCUUUCUAAACCCCAGUUCUCCAGCCGCGUCGAUCGUCAACAGCCUCUCAGAUCUGACAGUAUUCGGCCCCGACGAUCCUCGAUUUGGACCAACAUUUGAAGGAUGGGAUGGAUUGUCAGAAGCCGACCUCCUCUCAAUCUUCCAGUACAGUAUUGCGCAGGGAGAAGUCUACUACUCGUCAAAAUUCAAGAACGAUACCAAGAUCAUGACCUUGAAUCAGACGCCCCUAACGAUGACGGAAUCAGCCAACGACGUUUUUGUUGAUGCUGCACAAAUUACCACGAGGGAUUAUAUUGUCUCGAACGGAGUGCUCCAAAUCAUCAACAGCCCUCUCGAUCCAAAUAAUACCAACGCUAGACCUGUUAUUACGCCCGAGAAUUCUUCUGGAUCAGGCUCGAAAGGUCUCAGUGCGGCCGCAGGAGCCGGGAUUGGGAUUGCAAUUGGUGCAAUACUUCUUGGGGGCGCCUUGACCAUCGCACUCUACAUACGGAACAAACGUCGAAGACGAACACGAGGCCCACAAGGGAUUCGGGGAGUUCACGACAGACUCGAUGGCGAGUCACAGGAAGUAAUUGACCCUCCUCCAACCUAUGAACUCGACACAAAAUCGAUAAGAGGAGGAAGGACCGUGGCAGCUACGACCCAUCAUGUGAUUGAAGUGCACCAUCCUCCUAAACCGCCGUCUCCAUUGGAGAUCGAUGGUACGGAGCGAAGCCGCAUUAGCAUCACUAUCACGGGAAGUCCCCCUCGACAUCUUGGUUUCCAGGCCCGAUACGACUAG
Messenger RNA from Exophiala bonariae, 1347 nucleotides. RefSeq lists its product as uncharacterized. Lineage: Eukaryota; Fungi; Ascomycota; Eurotiomycetes; Chaetothyriales; Herpotrichiellaceae. The transcript is spliced from 5 exons. The coding region runs from base 1 to 1347 and encodes 448 amino acids. The record is from RefSeq and is a predicted model, not a curated record.